UUGCCAUUGGUCCAGACAGCAGAUUUGGGGCAGGCGUGGACUGAGCUAAGGUGAAAAUACUUGAGCAAUCUCACGAGAAAAUGUGAGAUUUUACUGAUUAUUGUUUACAUUGCAAAAAAAAAAUACCAAAAAAAACAUGAGAACCGAACCGAAUCGAUCCGGAUUCAGCUGAAACGCUCGCAAGCGGCUCAACUUCUGAAGUGGAUCGGUCGGUUCCCCCGCAGCGAGGACGGCGACAGGGGCCGAACUUUUGUUUUGAUCGAGCUGAAAUCUAGCCAGGACCCGAAAUUCAUCUCACCACCCGGGGUAGAUAGAGAUAAGGAGGAGGGGGUAACUAUCUUAAAGACAUUAUUUAUACCUGGUUGGAGGGGGAAAAACGCAGAAUCUCGAGGGUCGCCAUUGUGAGGAGCGAAGAUCCCCCGACCUCGGCACGGUGUGUCCGGAUAACGAUGGGGAUCCCCGCCUAAGAAGCAUAGAAAGGCGGGUUUGGGAUACCCGAGGCCUCUUAGGGAAUCCUCCGUCGUCUGCCGUGAGCCACGCAGCGCCGCUCCCCGCGUCUCGACCGGUCAAACAGUACGCGAGGGACGCGGCUGUGAAUGCGGCCUAGCCUGGGAGGGUCUGCCGAGCACCGAGGAAACAACGGAGACGGCGGCUUCGGGGUUGGCAACGGGCCCUCCAGAGGACCGGGAAAACGUUAAAUAACACCAUGAUGGAAGAACUGCACAGCCUGGACCCCCGGCGGCAGGAGCUGUUGGAGGCUCGCUUCACAGGGGUCGGCGUGGCUAAGGGCUCGGGUCAGAGUCAAAAUGAGUCAUCCAAUCAGAGUCUAUGCAGUGUGGGCUCGCUGAGUGACAAAGAGCUAGAGACUCCCGAGAAAAAGGCGAAUGACCAGCGAGCGAGAAAACGCAAAGCAGACCAUUUCGACAGCAGCCAAGGCAAAGCAGGAGCAAGGGGACAUAAAAUUAGUGAUUAUUUCGAGUUCGCGGGAGGGAGCGGUCCUGGUACCAGCCCUGCCAGGGGGAUCCCACCAGUGGUCCGCUCUUCCCCACAACAUUCUCUGUCCAACCCCCCUGUCACGGUACAGCAGGGAAGCCCUUCCUCCGUCAACUCGGCCAACACCGAGCACUCCACGUGUUCGCUGAAGCCUGCUGCUCUUCACAUGCUCCACAAAGCCACACAGUCUGACCUUACUAUAGAGAAACUAACAGCAAUGGAGAACAACAAGAACUCCGACCUGGAGAAGAAGGAGGGCCGAAUAGACGAUUUGCUGCGGGCAAACUGCGAUCUGAGGAGGCAAAUUGAUGAACAGCAGAGGAUGCUGGAGCGAUACAAGGAGCGACUAAAUAAGUGUGUGACCAUGUCCAAGAAGCUGCUCAUCGAAAAAUCCAAACAGGAGAAGAUGGCAUGCCGGGAUAAAAGCAUGCAGGAUAGGCUUCGACUGGGUCACUUCACCACAGUGAGACAUGGAGCGUCUUUUACCGAGCAGUGGACGGAUGGAUACGCCUUUCAGAACCUUAUCAAACAACAAGAAAGGAUCAACUCCCAGCGAGAGGACAUCGAGCGGCAGAGGAAGCUGCUGGCCAAACGCAAGCCGCCCUCCAUGGCCCAGACUCCGCCGCCAAGCCUGGAGCAAAACAAACGCAAGAGCAAGGCCAACGGAACGGAAAGCGAAGCGUACGAUGCUUUCGGUUGUUCUCUUUUAUGUCGGCUGGUUUCCCCCUUGCGUAUGUGUCUGAACUUUGUUGUGUUCUCUCACAGGUUAUCGCAGGCGGAGUAUCACGAGCAGGAGGAAAUCUUUAAGCUACGACUAGGCCAUCUUAAGAAGGAGGAGGCUGAGAUCCAGGCGGAGCUGGAGAGGCUGGAGCGAGUGAGGAACCUCCACAUACGCGAGCUGAAAAGGAUCCACAACGAGGACAAUUCCCAAUUCAAAGAUCACCCUACGCUAAAUGAUCGAUACCUGCUGCUCCAUUUACUUGGACGAGGAGGUUUCAGUGAAGUUUACAAGGCCUUUGACUUGACGGAGCAAAGGUAUGUUGCAGUCAAAAUCCACCAGUUAAACAAGAACUGGAGGGACGAGAAGAAGGAAAAUUAUCACAGACAUGCGUGCAGAGAAUAUAGAAUCCAUAAAGAGCUGGACCACCCACGAAUAGUUAAACUCUACGACUACUUUUCACUUGACACUGACUCGUUCUGCACAGUCCUGGAGUACUGUGAGGGCAACGACUUGGACUUCUACCUGAAGCAGCACAAGCUCAUGUCAGAGAAAGAGGGCCGCUCCAUCAUCAUGCAGAUUGUCAACGCCCUCAAGUACCUCAACGAGAUCAGACCGCCCAUUAUCCACUACGACCUUAAACCCGGUAACAUCCUCCUGGUGAACGGCACUGCCUGCGGGGAGAUCAAGAUCACAGACUUCGGCCUGUCCAAGAUCAUGGACGACGACAGCUACAACUCAGUGGACGGCAUGGAGCUGACUUCACAGGGAGCUGGGACAUACUGGUACCUGCCCCCCGAAUGCUUUGUGGUCGGGAAGGAGCCGCCCAAAAUCUCCAACAAGGUUGACGUCUGGUCUGUGGGAGUCAUUUUCUACCAGUGUUUGUACGGCCGCAAGCCCUUCGGCCACAACCAGUCCCAGCAGGACAUCCUGCAGGAGAACACCAUCCUGAAGGCAACAGAUGUUCAGUUUCCCCCCAAACCUGUAGUCACACCCGAAGCUAAGGCCUUUAUAAGGCGCUGUCUAGUCUACCGUAAGGAGGACCGCAUCGAUGUGCACCAGCUGGCCAGUGACCCCUUCCUCAUGCCUCACAUCCGCAAGUCGGUGGCGUCCUCGGGCUCGUCGGGCAUGGCCGUGGCUUCCACAUCCAGCUCCUCCAACAGCAGCGCCUCAAACUGAGCCCACGCCCCUUAAACUGACUGGCUGGAUCAUUUUUGAACGAGUGGGGUGAGGCGGGGGCGACACCACACCAGUGUCCCCCCUCCUGACGAGCAUCCCACCUUCGCCGCGAAGAGCCCACCGGGGGGGGGAGCGGUCAGAUGGCGGCGAGGGGUGGGUGAGAAGUCAUGGACGGGUCAGGAAGGGAGGCCGGCGUCGCCCUUCGUCCCCGUCAUGUCCAUCCACCCCGGCCCACCUGUCCUGCUUUCUCAUGAAGGGGGCGGUAUUGUUCUGGGGGUCAAAGCCCCGGAUGACUCACGCAGCAAGGGGCGAGUUUUUGGCACUGUGUUGGUGGAAAGCGGGGCUCAGUGUUUGGGGUUUUUCUUUUUUUUUCUGCUUAAAAAAAAGAGAAAAUAAAAUGAAGUAUAGAACUGCUUCAGCUUGGCCGGAGGGAAAAGGACUGCGAGGCCUCAUACGCACUCACACACACACCAUGCAUGAGCCAGUCUGGUCCGAGGUAGUCUGAAACCCCCAAAGCUCAAACAUUUCGUUUGUUCUCAUCUCCCUGAAGCUAACCGAGACAACCAGUCUGGGCUGUUGUUGUAUUGAACCCUAAAUAUCUUUCAUCCAACCUGCUGUUCUGGGAACCUUUGCCUCACUUCAAUUCCACACCCAGAUAGCUUGUGACGAGGACUGACAGAAGUUUCUGUCUCGUCUCUUUUCCCUUCCUUCCCUCCCUUCCUCCCAGAUCCUCGUCAAACUCCUGUGACCAAAGCUUAGAACUUCCAGCUGGUGGCAGUGUUCCGCCUCCGUUUUUAUAAUGAAUGGUUUUAGAGUUGUGCUACUUGAGAUGAAGUGGAAGCUGUCGAGGAAAUGACCCCUUUUACAUUUUUUUAAGAAAAAAACUUUUCAAUUUAACCAGUUUUAUGGAGAGAAACUGUUGUGUUUUCAAGUUGCCUUUAAUUAGAACUGUUCUUGUUUUGAUUGAACCCCUCAUCAUAAACACACAUAUUUAUUUAGGUAUGUUUGAAUUUAUUUUUGGCCAAUAAAAUGCAAGGGACUGGUUUACCUAAUAGUACUGUUGGGGGAGAUUGGGCCUGAGCAGAAAGUUGCAUAAACCAUUAAAUACUAUUGGUUAAAAUGUG
This is a messenger RNA of Acanthochromis polyacanthus (spiny chromis), 4014 nucleotides long. RefSeq names its product tousled-like kinase 2 (gene tlk2). The record is from RefSeq and is a predicted model, not a curated record. Gene Ontology annotation, biological process: peptidyl-serine phosphorylation; intracellular signal transduction; chromosome segregation. Gene Ontology annotation, molecular function: protein serine/threonine kinase activity; ATP binding. The transcript has 20 exons. Lineage: Eukaryota; Metazoa; Chordata; Actinopteri; Pomacentridae. Gene Ontology annotation, cellular component: nucleus. The coding region runs from base 707 to 2890 and encodes 727 amino acids.